CCAUCAACAGUCGCUGUCAGUCGUUCCAGCUGGCGGAGGUGGUGAGGUGUCGUGGCUUAGAAAAAAGAAAAUGCGCUAGCAGUUGCAAAACCACAUGAAGAAGGAAAAGUAACGAAAAUAACAGGCAAUCGCAUUUAAAACGAUCAGCGCAAUAUUUUCUUAAAAUUAUUAAGAACUCCCUGCCGAUAGCAGGAGUUGCUGUCGUUCGCUGACGUGGACAAUGCCGCCCAGCAAAUGGACGGACGAGACGCGUGACGCCUCCUGUUAUUAUGCAGAUGAUGAGCUCGGCCAUGGACGCCUGGUUUCCAGCACAGGCGAUGACGAAGACGAUGAGUACGACGAGACUGAUGAGCAGGAGGCGUUCUGUGGCGGCAGCAGGGGUGGGCCGCUCAUAAACGAUGCGGGCGCUGACGGUGAAUUCCCCAAAACACGACACAUUUUCGGGCUGAUGGGCUUUUUGGGCUUCGCCGUCGUUUAUGCCAUGCGCGUGAAUCUCUCAGUUGCGAUUGUGGCCAUGGUCAAUCAAACGGCUAUUCCACAUGCCAACAGCUCCGUGGUGGACGAUGAUACGUGUCCAGUGCCGCCAGUACGGAAUGAUACGCGCGUCCUCCCCCAAGGCGAAUUCGUUUGGGACGAGGCCACACAGGGCUUGGUGUUAGGCAGCUUCUUCUACGGAUAUGUGCUAACUCAGGUGCCCGGCGGACGCAUGGCAGAGUUAAUGGGUGGCAAACGCAUCUAUGGCUACGGUGUAUUAGUUACGGCCAUUUUUACUCUGCUCACACCAUUCGCUGCUCACUGGGAUUUGCCGUUGCUGGUGCUGGUGCGUAUAUUGGAGGGCAUGGGCGAAGGGGUCACCUAUCCGGCGAUGCAUGCCAUGCUGGCGCACUGGAUACCGCCACUGGAGCGCAACAAGUUUGCGGCCAUUGUGUAUGCCGGCUCCAAUAUUGGCACCGUCAUCUCCAUGCCAUUGGCUGGUUGGCUUUGCUCGUUGGACUUUUUGGGCGGCUGGCCUUCGGCUUUCUACAUCUUCGGACUGAUGGGAAUGCUCUGGUUUGCCUGUUGGAUGUAUUUGGUGUACGACAAGCCAAGCUUGCACCCACGUAUCUCGAGAGCUGAACGGGACUACAUUGAGCGAAGCAUUCGCCCAAAUUGCGGAUAUAUCGAUGUGCAUGAGGAAGAGGAGGACGACGAUGUUGGGGAUGGCGUGGAAUUGAGGCGUACACGGAAUGUCGACGACGCCAUACCUUGGCGUUCGUUGCUCUGUUCCGUGCCCUUGUGGGCGAUUCUUCUCACGCAGUGUGGCCAGGGCUGGGCCUUCUACACACAACUAACAGAGUUGCCCACAUACAUGAGCAAUAUCCUACACUUUGAUAUUCAAUCGAAUGCGCUGCUCAAUGCUGUGCCGUAUCUAACGGCCUGGUUCGUAGGCAUUGCUUGCUCCGCUCUGGCCGACUGGAUGCUGCAGCGACGCUACAUCUCGCUGCUGAACUCAUACAAACUGUGGAAUACGGUGGCCUCUGUGGUGCCCUCGCUGGGUCUAAUUGGCAUUAUCUAUGUGGGCUGUGAUUGGGUUUGGGUUACCUUUAUGCUGGCCGGUGUUGGCUCCUUUGGGGGCGCCGUCUAUGCGGGGAAUCAAAUGAACCACAUUGCGCUCAGUCCUCGCUUUGCGGGCACAAUGUAUGGCAUAACUAAUUCCGCAGCCAAUAUCUGUGGCUUCCUGGCGCCCUAUGUCAUUGGUCUAAUCAUCAAUCAUCGCGAGACUCUCACCCAAUGGCACAUUGUCUUCUGGCUGGCAGCUGGACUCAACAUUGCCGGAAAUUUCAUUUAUUUGCUUUUUGCCAGUGCAGAUGAGCAAAGUUGGUCGCUUCGUGCGGCCCCAUCUCAACGACGUGGUCAUCGUGUACGCGGAACUAGAGCUCCGUUGCAAACUUAGCCAGAUAUGGGGAGAGAAGAGGCUUUAUGUACCUGCGGACCACUCUGGAUUAUCUAAUUAUGUAUCUUAUAUUGUUCUAUAAGCACGUGUGAUAACUAUAAGACGCAGUAUUCCUGACGAGCGACGCUAGCCAUCGGGCCCUCCUAGGCUCCCUUCCGCGCAAGUUGCUUCCAAACCAAAUAUUAUUAUCCCGUUACAUUGCUUCCAAGCGCUCAAAGGAGGCGGCUCGAUGGUCUCGAACGAUUUACUUGUACUAUGAAUUAUGAUGUCUAUAUGUCAAUAUGUGUGUACAUACUACUUAUAAAUGUAAAUGCUUUGCUAGAAUCGCGCAAUAUUGGUUUUAUACGAACUUUGUUUUUGUAAAGCGUAGCUUUUGUUCAACGUAUUGUUUUUUUUUUAACAAUGUACGAAAGUUUAGAGUUUAAGACGUGCUCAUAGCUUUAGAGUAGUGGCCUGUGGCUGCCUUACGACAAUUUUUUACAACUACAACUACUUGUAUACAUAUUCAACAAUUUAUUUAUGAACAUAUGUACAUAUUGUAUGAACGUAUCUAUUUAACGUAUAAGAAGGCACAGUUGUGUGCCGAUUUGUAUGGCAACAAUAAAACCGCACAAACAUAUCGCA
Messenger RNA from Scaptodrosophila lebanonensis, 2557 nucleotides. RefSeq names its product putative inorganic phosphate cotransporter (gene MFS10). The coding region runs from base 221 to 1933 and encodes 570 amino acids. The record is from RefSeq and is a predicted model, not a curated record. Gene Ontology annotation, biological process: transmembrane transport; monoatomic anion transport. The transcript is spliced from 2 exons. Lineage: Eukaryota; Metazoa; Arthropoda; Insecta; Diptera; Drosophilidae. Gene Ontology annotation, molecular function: transmembrane transporter activity.